Messenger RNA from Cavia porcellus (domestic guinea pig), 3789 nucleotides. RefSeq names its product Rho GTPase activating protein 18 (gene Arhgap18). Gene Ontology annotation, cellular component: cytoplasm. The record is from RefSeq and is a predicted model, not a curated record. The transcript is spliced from 15 exons. Gene Ontology annotation, molecular function: GTPase activator activity. Bases 87 to 2084 code for a protein of 665 amino acids. NCBI's taxonomy places the organism in Eukaryota, Metazoa, Chordata, Mammalia, Rodentia, Caviidae. Gene Ontology annotation, biological process: signal transduction; regulation of actin filament polymerization; regulation of small GTPase mediated signal transduction.
AUGUUAAUGAGCAAGUUGCCUGACAGAGACAGGAACUCCGUUCCCCUCCGAGUCAGGAUCGCAGAAAUUAUGCCCCUUCUGUCACCAUGAGCUGGCUCUCCAGUUCCCAGGGAGUUGUGCUAACUGCCUACCACCCCAGCAGCAAGGACCAGGCCGUGGGGGACAGCCAUGCAAAGCAGGGCGAGGAGUCCAUCUCCUCUUCCAGUUGCAGGUAUGGCCAGUACACCAUGAGCCAGGGAAGCACGACGAAAGCUACAGAGAAGCCUCCAUUCGAUCGGUCGAGUUCCCAGGAUUCCUUGGAUGAAAUGUCUAUGGAGGACUACUGGACAGAACUGGAAAAUAUCAAGAAAUCUAGUGAAAACAGACAAGCUCAAGAGGUGGUGGUUGUCAAAAUCCCUGAUGAGGGCGAACUGGAAGAAGAGUGGCUGAAGGAGGCGGGCCUGUCCAAUCUCUUUGGAGAGUCAGCCGAGGAUCCCCAGGAAAGCAUGGUGUUUCUGUCCACCCUGACACGCACCCAGGCAGCAGCUGUCCAGAAACGGGUAGAGACGGUCUCCCAGACCUUGCGGAAGAAAAACAAACAAUACCACAUUCCUGAUGUCAGAGACAUAUUUGCUCAACAGACAGAGUUAAAAGAAAAAGCUCCAGAUGGUCCUGAAUUGCAGUCAGUUGGAACAAAUGAAAACAAAUACCAAGAAAAAGAUGGCCAGGCUUCCUGCCUCGCUGGUGACAAGCAGCUGAUCCUUCCUGUGCCUGAGGACACGCCUACCUCCAUCACAGACAUCAACCUGGAGGUGUCAUUUGCUGAGCAAGCCUUCAAUCAGAAACAGAACUCCAAGGACAAGAUCCAGAAGACUAAAGGCAGUGAUGCCUCCUUACCUAGUUUCAGAUUGCCAAAAGAUAAAACGGGCACCACAAAGAUGGGUGACCUCGCCCCCCAGGACAUGAAGAAAGUGUGCUAUUUAGCCUUCAUUGAGCUGACCGCCCUCUAUGACGUGCUGGGUCUUGAACUGAAACAACAAAAAGCUGUGAAAAUCAAGACAAGAGAUUCUGGUCUUUUUGGUGUUUCAUUGACCAUGUUGUUAGAAAAAGAUCAGAGGACAGUACCAGGAACUCGAAUACCCUUGAUCUUUCAAAAACUGAUUUCUCGCAUUGAGGAGGGAGGUCUGGAUACCGAAGGGCUCCUGCGGAUACCUGGUGCUGCAGUUAGAAUUAAGAAUCUAUGCCAAGAACUAGAAGCAAAGUUUUACGAAGGGACUUUUAAUUGGGAAAACGUCAAACAGCACGAUGCAGCCAGCCUACUGAAGCUCUUCAUCCGGGAGCUGCCCCAGCCGCUGCUCAGUGUCGAGUACCUCAAAGCCUUCCAGGCCGUCCAGAAUCUUCCCACCAAGAAGCAUCAGCUGCAGGCCUUGAACCUCCUCAUCAUCCUGCUACCUGACGCAAACAGAGACACGCUGAAGGCCCUGCUUGAAUUUCUCCAAAGAGUCAUAGAUAAUAAAGAGAAAAAUAAAAUGACCGUCAUGAAUGUAGCCAUGGUCAUGGCCCCAAAUCUCUUCAUGUGUCACGCACUGGGUUUGAAGUCCAGCGAGCAGCGAGAAUUCGUAAUGGCAGCUGAGACGGCCAGUAUCAUGCACUUAUUGAUUAAGUAUCAGAAACUUCUAUGGACAAUUCCCAAGUUUAUCGUUACCCAAGUGAGGAAGCAGAACACUGAAAGCCAGAAGAAGGAUAAAAAGCCUAUGAAGAAGCUGCUGAAGAAAAUGGCUUAUGACCGAGAAAAAUAUGAAAAGCAGGAUAAGAGCACCAAUGACGCUGAUGUUCCUCAGGGAGUGAUCCGCGUGCAAGCUCCCCAUCUUUCCAAAGUUUCCAUGGCAAUACAGCUAACUGAAGAACUAAAAGCCAGUGAUGUACUCGCCAGGUUCCUCAGCCAAGAAAGUGGGGUUGCUCAGACCCUGAAGAAAGGGGAAGUUUUUUUGUAUGAAAUUGGAGGAAAUAUUGGGGAACGCUGCCUCGAUGACGAUACUUACAUGCAGGACUUGUACCAGCUCAACCCAAAUGCUGAGUGGGUCAUAAAGUCCAAGCCGUCGUAGACCACAGCAAGCAGCACAGAGAACUGCAAGGACUUCUGGAGCAGCUCUCGCUGGGUCGAGAGUGUAAAUAAAGGAAAUGGUGGGGCUCUUACUCUUAGCUGUAUCCAGCUAUCAAAAUUGACACCUCAGGCCUUAAAGAUGUACGCAUUUGUGCUGCUGCCAGAAUUACGUUAAUUAUUAAUAGUAGAAAACAGGUUUCUGGGUAGGCAAGGGGCUUCCUGAGCUUGCGGCUGUUUUCAUAUACUGUAAAACGCACCCAGAUGUGACAAUUGUUUUUUUUUUUAACAUGAAAAUCUGUUUUCUACCCCCUUUUUACUCCUAGAAUCCUAUUUUCUGAGGUAUUUCCUUUCUUACCUCUUCAAAUCUGUCUUUCCUCAAUGUAGUUUGUAUUUGUUAGUUUUUCUAGGUACAAAACAAAGUUCAAGUUAUGAAGCCAGCAGGUAUUAAAAUAGACCUGAUCGUGAAGUAUUCUUGUCACUGGACACUGCUAGUAUUCAUGUCUUUGGGUCAUUUAUCCAAAUAAUGCCAUGCUUCUGUGUCAUAGGUGAUGAUUUGCCUUUUUUCAGUUCGUCUGACAGAUUUGCCCAGAGUUAUAUCCAAGACCAAGCAAAUAAACCACCAGAAACUGCCAAUUAUCACCAAACCAUUAAAUACUUAAAUACUAUGAAUAAAUAAAACACACCCAUGUGGAAUAGCUGAAAAUACCAAUACCCAGAGAGGGAAAAUCAGAUCACGCAUAACGCACUCUUGCAAAGCUUAUUUGAACAAUCCUAGCUGGCUUUGCCCAUUGUUGUAUCAGGAUCAUAAUACAAUCUGGUAAUGACUGGAGCAUAUAUUCAUAAAGCAGGGCUUUUAAAUAUUUUUGUCCUGAAUAAGUCAACUAGCAGAGUUAAUGUGGGUAUAACCAUCGUGUGAACAAGCUUUUGUUUGUGUACUUAUUUUAAAUAAGCACAUUUAUUAAACUGUUGAAAGGACUAUUCCCAGGGAUUUUAAUGCAUACACCAAGUCAUGAGAAGAGGUAAGCCUCUGUAUUGUACAUAAGAGAAAUGUUAAAUAUUUUAUGAGGUUAGCGUGUAGUAAAUAAAAGGUGAUGUAACUGAAUGGUGUGCCAACUUUGUUUAUGAUACUUUUAGUAGUUCUUUAGGAAAAUUACGUUCUCAGAAGCUCUUGAUGCCUCUCUAAUUAGGAGUGAAAAUGCUGUUAAUGAGAACAGUCAUAAAUUUCUAGCAUUUAAUUACAAGAGCAGCCUGUGGAUAGGAUCACUUCAGUAACUUUCUGGUGAUUUGUGCCAUUGCUUUUUUUAUUUAAUGACGUUUUAUAAUUAAAUACUUUUUGCUAAAUUUUUUGAAUUCUUUUAAUACUGUGUGUUGAUGAGUCUGCUUUCUUAAUAUUUUUGAUUGACAAACGGAGUACAUGACUGUAAGCUGUAUCUGAUUUUAUUUUUCUAUUUUACCUGUGUACGUUUUGAAUUUGGAAGAUAAUGUGAGAGAAAUGUCCUUCCCUCAGGGUUUUCCUUAUGUAGAUUUCUAUUUUUAAGGACUUUCCAAACUUUAUUUUGUUUCUCAUUCUAAUGAUAUGUUAUUUUCAUGAUAAGCAGAAUUUUUAUUGAUGGUUUGAUGAAAGAAUAUAAAGGUUUGAAAAACUUAGGCUUGUGCAAGCUCAGGAAUAAAUACAAUGGCUUAAAUAAAUGUCUUUCGAAAGCAUA